Molecule: messenger RNA, 2376 nt
Organism: Penicillium argentinense
Lineage: Eukaryota; Fungi; Ascomycota; Eurotiomycetes; Eurotiales; Aspergillaceae
Product: Golgi transport complex subunit COG3
Exons: 4
Coding region: 1-2376 (791 amino acids)
Biological process (GO): Golgi organization; cytoplasm to vacuole targeting by the Cvt pathway; intra-Golgi vesicle-mediated transport
Cellular component (GO): membrane; COG complex; cis-Golgi network
Source: RefSeq, a predicted model, not a curated record
AUGCCUGUUUCUAAACAGCAGCGCGCCCGCCGCCAGACGGCGCCAUCUGGCCCGCCGCGGAAGCAGACCACCGAAGAAACGCAACCGAGCCAGGAGACAACACAGGAAAAAUCGACAGACCUUUUGAGAUGGAAUAUGCCCAAAUUUGAAAAUGAACUGGACUUUUCUGAAUGGUACAAUGGGGUCAAAAACGACCUAAUUGAGACGAGCUACGACCAUUACCAGAACUAUCUGGACGAUCUACAACAAUCAAAAGAACACGUUGACGAAAUACUUCUCAGCACAUUGACGCUUCUCGACGACCUCUCUAGUCUAUCCGAAGAAUUCAGUUCCGUCGAGUCGCAAACAUCCAACUUCGAGAAACAAUGCGAGGGGCUGCUGUCUGCCCAGGAACGCGAUACAAAGCUUGCGAAUGGCAUUCAAACAAAUCUUCACUACUAUGACUUUUUGGACCCAGCCUCGCGGCGACUCAAUGCGCCGGGUGCUGGGAACACGGUUCGCGAUCAAGAGUUCUCGGACAUGUUGAGGCGUUUGGAUGUGUGCUUGGACUACAUGGAAACCCACCCUGAACAAAAGGAAGCAGAGGUUUACCGUUCCAGAUACCGACUUCUCCUGACGCGUGCUCUUACUCUCAUUCGUGGAAACUUCGUGGCCUCCCUUCGCGAUAUCUACCAAAACGUCUCGAAGAAGAUUUCAGAUCAGCAAUUGAAUGACACAGCUUUAUCUGCCCUCUUGUACGCCAAGUUCAGGGUUGGUGCGCCAGAGAUGAAGCAGAUCGGCGUGGAAAUUCAGAAAAGAGCCGUGCCUCCGCUGAACCCGGACCAAAACGACGAAGCCGAGUAUCAAAGUUUGAUGAAUGAGUUGCAUAGCAAUUACGCUGCCACUCGAACACGCCUCAUUGUGCCCUUGGCCCGUAAGAAACUCGUUGAGAUCUCGCAGACCCCGAGCUCGUCGAAGGAUCUAGUGUCAUUUGCUCGGGCCAGUAUCAGCUACAUCCGAGGACUGUGCUUAGACGAGCACGAUCUGUGGGGCGAAUGGUUCCAUGGUCAGGGAGGAUUGUAUGACUUUCUGGAGGCUAUCUGCGAGCCCCUUUAUGAUCACCUUCGUCCUCGUAUUAUCCACGAGACCGAUAUUGUGAAUCUUUGCCAAUUGUGCACAUUGCUCCAGACACGAUACUUCCUCGACCCGGAAGAUGAAGCAGAACCAGCAGACACAAACCAACUGGACUUUUCCGUUUUGAUCCAACCGGCCCUGCAAGAUGUUCAGACGCGACUGGUGUUCCGUGCGCAAGCAAUCCUACGUGACGGCAUCGAGCGAUACAAGCCCCGGCCUGAGGAUAUUGACUACCCCAUGCACAGCCGACAGGUAUCUCUGACCGUGACCGACACCCAGAUUUCCGGCAAGAAAGAUACUUCGGUCGAUACCAUGAUCGACAUAACGAAGCCCACCAAGACAGACGAGAAUACUGGCGAAACUGCGCAAGAGAGCGACGGAAAGUGGGAUUUCGAAACCCAAACUGCCCUCAAAGGAUGGUAUCCUACAUUGCGUAAGGCCAUUUGGCUGCUCAGUCGAAUCUAUCGUCUUGUCAACUCCACUGUCUUCGACGAUCUUGCCCACCAGAUCGUUCACCAAACUACCGAAUCUCUUCAUAGCGCCAGCCUCGCUAUCUCUAGCAAAUCCAGUCCAGCUGAUGGUCAACUCUUUUUGAUGAGCCAUCUUCUCAUCUUGAAGCAACAGAUUGUUGCUUUUGACAUCGAAUUUGUAGCCCCCGAUGUCUCCCUCGACUUCUCUGGCGUCACUAGCACUUUCUGGGAACUGCGUGAGCGCGGUGGUCUCUUCAAUCCUCGCAACUUGAUGCGUCUAGUUGGCCACGGUCUCAUUCCACGCGUUGUGGAGAACAUGCUUGACGCCAAGGUUGAGCUGGAUGGUCGUCUUCGCACCGUUAUCAACGACUUUAUCGAUGCCUUUGCUGCUCGCAUGACCACUUCCUUGCCCGCCAAGUUUGGAGAUACACGCAAUCUCCAGCCCGGCGAACUGAUUCAUUCUUCCUGUACCACGAUCGAGAAGGAGGUUCCCAACCUCCGGAAGAUCCUGAACGAGUACAUUGACGAUACGCGCAUGAAGGAGACCCUGGUCGGUGCGGUACAAGAUCGUACCAUUCAUAUCUACGAAGACUUUUUCGAGAAGUACACCUCUUCCGAGAAGGGCAAGGGCAAUGCUGUCAACAAAAAGGGUAAAGGACGGGAUGAUGCCGUCUGGGAUGUGGAGACAUUUGCCGAGUGGUGCGAGGGGGUCUUCCGAGUCGGCGUUGCAGGUCUGCAGACCGAGCAAGCCAAUCUGGACGACGAAGAUGACCUGCUGAGUACAAGCUCUUGA